Messenger RNA from Eriocheir sinensis (Chinese mitten crab), 2890 nucleotides. RefSeq lists its product as uncharacterized. Gene Ontology annotation, molecular function: metal ion binding. NCBI's taxonomy places the organism in Eukaryota, Metazoa, Arthropoda, Malacostraca, Decapoda, Varunidae. The transcript is spliced from 8 exons. Bases 1 to 1806 code for a protein of 601 amino acids. Gene Ontology annotation, cellular component: nucleus. The record is from RefSeq and is a predicted model, not a curated record.
AUGCUGGGAGUGGAAGCCAGUGACCUCACGGAGACACAAACAUCUGGCCUUCCUAGUGUUGGGGGUAAGAAAUCUCAGGAAAACUUUGCAGUACAGAGCCAUGUCUCUCCUGCUGCUGUGGCCUCCACCACCAACACAAGGCAUGGGAAGCACUGGCAGGGACUGGCCUCAGGCACCAACAGUGUCACCACCACCCACAUGACUGCAACUCUGCCCCACAUGUAUCAUGGGGACACAAGGAAACCAAAGUACUCAGUCAACACCAAAAACAAGCUUGUCAGAAGGCGUUCCAACAGCGGCAGCUCGAAGACCCUAAGCAAAGCAAAGGCCAGUAAGUCAGAAACUGAUAAACAGAAAAAGUUCCACGUUCUUUCCAAGACCAAGAUUGUUAGGAGAAGACAUCACCUGCACGUCUCCCUUCGAGGUGAGAAGUUCCACCUCACUGCUGGAGGAAAAACACUUCAGCGCGUCAUGCACUCCCCAGCGGCCAAGAGCAGCCUGGCCAGAGUGCACCUUGGCGGUCUCACAUACACCCGUACCCACACCGGCCAUUAUGAGCUGACCAAGACCCACCAGGCACGCGCACGCUUAAGCUCGGCCCGCCAGCGUAGUGUGGUGACCCUCAUGCAGAAGAAGAGGAAAGCUUUGUAUCAGAAAAGAAAUGAAUACUGUGUCUUCUUCAAUCGCUUUGGCCGCUGCACUAAAAAGGACAGGGGGCAGUGUCCCUAUGUUCAUGAUGCCAGCAGAGUAGCCAUUUGUACAAGGUUCCUGAGAGGCCGUUGCCCCGUCAACAACUGUCCCUUCUCCCACACAAUUGACCCAAGCAAGAUGCCGGUGUGUUCUCACUUCCUGCAAGCCGCCUGCUCUCGAGAGGACUGCCCUUACCGCCACGUCAAAGUCAAUCCUUCAGCCCCUGUGUGCCUUGGCUUUGUAAGAGGACACUGUAAGGCUGGAGAAGAAUGUGACAAGCAGCACAUCCUGAUCUGUGAAGAGUUCAAGAAUGGCAAGUGCCCACGAGGUGCAUCCUGUCCCCUGUCUCACCACAAAGGAAGAAAGAGGUCAAGAAAAGUGUCUUUCUCAAGGGACUCUGCCAGACGGACCAGCUUCUCUAUGUAUAGGAAGAGAAGAAGAAGUGAAAGCCUUGAAAUACUUGGAGGACCAGUCAUUAAGAAAAGGGUAGAGAAGAAGAGGAGAGAAGUUGAACCCAAGACUUCCCAACAGAGAUAUUUCCACUUAGUAUCAGCUGAAGACAGUCCGAAUAAGGAUGCUGAUGGUUUAGAAACCUGUCAAUUUAGUGCUGAUGGAGAACAAAAACUGCCUGAAGAGAAAAUGUCUGGUGUCAUGAGAACAUUAAAUUCAGGCUCAGAUAAUCAAGCAACUACAGGAGCAAAAAGUCAAAGGCCUGAAGACAAAGUAGCGGAGACUGGUACAGAUCAUGCAACUGGUUCUGCCGGGAAGUCACUCUUGGAAGAAACAAGAUCAAGGGUAAUGAAAAAGGUUGACCAAAUGAAAAAUUCCCAUAUAGCUUUCAGUCCUGAUGUUCUUCCUGAUGAUACAACAGCCUCAUACGAAAAUGGUAACAAGGAAGGAAUAAGUGAACUGAGGGUCUCCCACCAGUCAUCAACAGCAACCAAGGAGAAGCCCAGCAAAUCUAAUGAUCAGGUGACAGUGAGCAGCAGUGAAGCCUCAACUCAGUCUUGCAGUGAUGCUGAAAAUCUCUCGGACAUUGACCAGCCAAGAGUACAAAGGCCGCCUCUCCCUAAGAGGCUGCCAUCUUACAUCCCCCUCACUCUGGAUGAAGAUUAAGGGGAUUCGUGAUGUACCUGUGAUACAAUUAAUGCCUUUUUGAUGACAAGUACAGUAAGUGUUCAUUUUGUACGUAUUGUAUAUUGAGAUUUAUACUUUCAUAACAUUUCUGGCAGUGUAGGGAAGGGACAAGGACAACAAAAAAUCUCUCUAUGUACUAUUAGAAUUGUGCCAAUUCAAAUAUCUGUUGACACACCUAACCCAACACCACUCAGUCCAGAUUAAUGUUAUGAUGAUGUAGGUGACUGUCCUGAGUGUUGGCAUGUAUACUACUUACAUUUUUUAUGCCUCUGAAAAUGUGUAGAUUCAGAGCUGCUAUUUGAUUUUUAUUUUAAUAUAUAUAUAUAUAUAUAUAUAUAUAUAUAUAUAUAUAUAUAUAUAUAUAUAUAUAUAUAUAUAUAUAUAUAUAUAUAUAUAUAUAUAUAUAUAUAUUUGGCCUUUAGUGCCAGUAGGCUUUCAGGAUGAGGCCUGUUGGUUGGCCCAAGCCUGUUAGUGGUGCAGGCAGGUAUUUUAUAGUGGUGCCAUUUUUGCUUGGCUCAUGCUGCUCUCAAGAACUACACUUGAUCCUCUUUAGAGAGUUUCACUGAAGUCGGGGUUACCAAGUGGUCUUCAGCACAGUAUGUGAACUGACUUUGGCAACUUGGAGAUGACUAAAAAUUGUCAGCUUGUAGUGGUGUGGGGGCUUGACCCCGAGUCAUCCGGGGCACCAGGCCCGCACACUGAGCAUUCAGCCACCGCCUCCUCAGAAAUACACCAGCCUAUUGAAAGAUUGGUAGUGGUUGCUGGUGCAGCCAUGAGCAGCAUAAUGUGGUUCUGAAAGUUAUAUUUUGAUGUAUUUUGACUAACUAGAUUGAUAUAUUGAAUAGGCCGUAGGUUCAAUUUUCGUGUUUGUUUUAGAGCUGAAUCUCCCACCUCGACGCUACAAAGGGAGUGAGGCAUGGAUGUGGAUGUUGUAAUUGUGAUACAAAGUCAUUGUGAUACUCUGUCCAUUUUGUGAUGUUUUGAUUGAUAUUGUAUUGUGCAGGUGGAUCUGAAAGACAGGUCUAAUAAAGUACCUACUUUUUAAUAAAGUGGAUUUAUUCAA